This is a messenger RNA of Zymoseptoria tritici IPO323, 882 nucleotides long. RefSeq lists its product as uncharacterized. Gene Ontology annotation, biological process: defense response. NCBI's taxonomy places the organism in Eukaryota, Fungi, Ascomycota, Dothideomycetes, Mycosphaerellales, Mycosphaerellaceae. Gene Ontology annotation, cellular component: extracellular region. The transcript has a single exon. The annotation marks the transcript as partial. The record is from RefSeq and is a predicted model, not a curated record.
AACAACAGCAGUGGUUUGCAAAUCGUCAUCUCCAACAUGUGUGCCGACAAGAUCUGGCCUGGUGUCGUGACUCAGAGUAGUACAGGGCCAACUGCAUCCGGGUUCGAGCUGGAUUCUGGUGCAAAUCGGACCAUCAACGUAGCGAACGACUGGCAAGGUCGAGUCUGGGGACGGACGAAUUGUAGUUUUUCCAGCGAUGGAAGCUCUCAGGGAAGCUGUACGACAGGCGAAUGCGGCGCACUGAACUGCCGGCAGGCUGGAAAUCCACCGGCGACUUUAGCAGAAUUUACGAUGGACGGCGGUUCGGAUCAGACGUUCUACGACCUCAGUUUGGUGGACGGCUACAAUCUUCCAAUGGCCAUUGUCCUCAUUCCCAACGACGUCGAGGCGCUGAAGGACAUCCAAGCCAAGCAUACGAAUCCAUCCUGUGUUGGCAGCGUCGGCAAUCUCGCACCCCAGUCCUUCAACCCGUACGCCAACAGCCAGCAAUUCCUCGGCACGACAUCGUCAUCUCCAAUGGAUUUCGACAAAUCCGUCUCACUCAACGACGUCGCCGACUGGUGUCCAUGGGACCUACAAACUCUACCUCCCUCGAAACCCGGAAAUGGCGUAUAUCCCUAUCCCGACAGCAACAUCCAACGACCUGCCUUUGCGCCGUGCAUCUCCGCCUGCAAGAAGUACAACAAAGCUAAGUACUGUUGUACAGGCAAGUACGGUCCCGUGGGGUCAUGUCAAAGGGACUACUACGGCGAUGCCGCGAAGAAAGUAUGCCCUGAUGCGUACUCGUUUGCGCAGGACGACCAAUCCAGCACAUUCAUCGUACCCAAAGGUGCGAGUUAUCAGGUUAUCUUCUGUCCUGGUGGCAGAAGCACGAACAUUAUC